GACCCGCCAUCGAAGAUCGAGCCCUUCGAGAUCCGCUUCAAGGAUGGAACUGUGCCAAUCCGCUGCCGACCUCGCACAUACGCUCCAGCAGAGCGUGAAUGGAUGAAGCAGUUUAAUGAGUCACUCGUUGCUCUGGGUUGGGUGUAUCGAAACGAAGCCAGCCGCUGGGCCAGCCCUGCACGUCCAGUCAAGAAGCCUGGGAUAGCUGGAGAACUACGGCAGGCUGUGGAUUUCCGAUGCACAAAUGAGCGGAUCCUGCCACUGGCUGGUUCGAUGCCGAGCCUGAGUACUCGACUGCAGCACGCCAAGAACAAAAAGCACAAGCAGACUGUUAAUUUUAUCAAGAGCUUUUGGCAGAUGGCCCUUGCAGUGGCCAGCCAAGAA
Messenger RNA from Phytophthora sojae, 384 nucleotides. RefSeq lists its product as hypothetical. The transcript has a single exon. NCBI's taxonomy places the organism in Eukaryota, Oomycota, Peronosporomycetes, Peronosporales, Peronosporaceae. The record is from RefSeq and is a predicted model, not a curated record. The annotation marks the transcript as partial.